AUGCCAGCAUCGUCAACAGCCCAGAACCAAGACCCAUUGAAACCUCCACCGACCUCACCCCUCCCCACCCCGGCUCUAGAGUCAUCCACCCUCCGCUACAGCUACAAGAUCGCGCGCGGCGAGGUAGGCGUCCUCUCCUUCGAGCCAUACAAGACCCUCCUCCUCCCCUACUGGGCCUUCCGCACCGUCCCCAUCGCCCGCAACUCGUCACAGAUCCUACGGACCAUCUUCCAGUCCUACGUCGCCCGGCAGGAUUUUGUCGGCGCGGACAUGACGCGCAAGUUCAUCCAGAUGGGCAUGACGAGGGCGCGCCGGUAUGCAAAUCACAAGGGCGGGAGAAAGUACGCCAAGACGACGGGCGAAGAACUGGAGAAGUGGUCCGGGGGCACAGAGGAGGAGGCCACGAAGAGGAAGGAGAAGGCGGAUGCCAGCGAGGUCUUCAAGGCGGCGUGGCGGGCUUGUAUCGAGGAUGAGGCGUACAGGGGGCUCAGGCAGCAAUGGGCCCAGGAGAAGAAGCAGUUUCAAAAGCCAAGCAAGAAGAGUUGA
This is a messenger RNA of Cryphonectria parasitica EP155, 546 nucleotides long. RefSeq lists its product as uncharacterized. The transcript has a single exon. NCBI's taxonomy places the organism in Eukaryota, Fungi, Ascomycota, Sordariomycetes, Diaporthales, Cryphonectriaceae. The record is from RefSeq and is a predicted model, not a curated record. The coding region runs from base 1 to 546 and encodes 181 amino acids.